CUUCUGCGUUCGGGCUUCCUACCCUUGCCGUAGAUCUGUUAUGAUCCACAUCCACGGAGACACAGAGGCGCAAUCUGGACAAUCUUGUCAAUCACUCCACACAGCUUGGGCCACUUUCGUGCCGUUGCUCAGUGACGUAGCGGGCUACAACCACUCGCUUCAAAACAUCGCCUCCCCCAUCAGCCACAGCACACACACACAUUCACUCCCACCAACUCCGCACAUAUCGCUCUGCAGACACCGUUGCACUACAAGUAGCUUCAUCACAGUAUAACAGACUUUACCGCCAAGAUGCACCGUACCUACUCAAUGCGCCAGUCGCGCGCGCCGACUGCGUCGCAGAUUCAGAACCCGCCGCCUCCACCUUCGUCUACCAAGGCGAACAGGCUGUUCGGCCGGGCCAACAUUGGACACACCUUCCGCAAGUCUACUGCCGGCGCAUUCGGUCCAGAUCUUGCCAAGAAGCUUUCCACACUCGUGAAGAUGGAGAAGAACGUCAUGCGCUCCAUGGAGCUUGUCGGCCGUGAGCGCAUGGAGGUCGCACAGCAACUCUCCAUCUGGGGUGAGGCUUGCGACGACGACGUCUCCGACGUUACGGACAAGCUCGGCGUGCUCAUCUACGAAAUCGGUGAGCUUGAGGACCAAUUCGUCGACCGCUACGACCAGUACCGCGUAACAAUCAAGAGUAUUCGCAACAUUGAAGCCUCCGUCCAGCCCAGUCGUGACCGCAAGCAGAAGAUCACCGACCAGAUUGCCCAGCUCAAGUACAAAGAACCAAACAGCCCGAAGAUCGUCGUCCUCGAGCAGGAGCUUGUCCGCGCCGAGGCCGAGUCGCUCGUUGCCGAGGCUCAGCUUUCCAACAUCACUCGCGAAAAGCUGAAGGCUGCCUUCACUUACCAAUUCGACGCUCUGCGCGAGCACAGCGAGAAGCUUGCCAUCAUCGCCGGCUUCGGCAAGCACCUCCUUGAGCUCAUCGACGAUACUCCGGUCACACCUGGCGAGACCCGCAAUGCUUACGACGGCUACGAGGCCUCCAAAGCCAUCAUCCAGGACUGCGAGGACUCACUCACCAACUGGGUUGAGCAGAAUGCAUCGGUCAAGUCUAACCUGUCUCAGCGUGCGCGCACUCUGUCCCAGCGCCGCCACCAGAACCGUGGUGUGGGAAGCGAGGGUGUUGACCUGACGCACCAGGAUCAGCAGAUGGACCGUGAGUCUGGUCUCUGGAUUCCAGCCAGCCAGCACAAGGGCGGCGAGGAGGAGUUUGAUGAUGAUGGCGAAGAGGAGCACGAUGUUGACGCGCGUGGCCGUGAGGAGGAGCGUGCCCAGGCUGCGUAAGUUAAUAAUUCAGUCCCUAACGUUAAUUGAUUGAGCGCAACCACGCAUGCGACCUUCAAUGCGAGCAAUAUACCCAGGAGGGCGUGGGAGAAUGGGCGAUUGUUCCCGAUGCUCGAGGCUGACCCCCAAGACCGAGCUGUUUAUGCAAUGACUGAUGUUGGAGUACCCUAAGUGAUGCGAGUACGUAAUUUUCAUAGUCAAUAAUGUGUUUCAUAGUCCUGUGAGCUUCAUCUCCAUCGC
Messenger RNA from Baudoinia panamericana UAMH 10762, 1575 nucleotides. RefSeq lists its product as uncharacterized. Bases 292 to 1335 code for a protein of 347 amino acids. The record is from RefSeq and is a predicted model, not a curated record. Gene Ontology annotation, cellular component: plasma membrane; eisosome filament. Gene Ontology annotation, biological process: endocytosis; negative regulation of protein kinase activity; eisosome assembly. Gene Ontology annotation, molecular function: lipid binding. The transcript is spliced from 2 exons. Lineage: Eukaryota; Fungi; Ascomycota; Dothideomycetes; Mycosphaerellales; Teratosphaeriaceae.